Molecule: messenger RNA, 1688 nt
Organism: Drosophila arizonae
Lineage: Eukaryota; Metazoa; Arthropoda; Insecta; Diptera; Drosophilidae
Gene: P58IPK
Product: dnaJ homolog subfamily C member P58IPK
Biological process (GO): protein folding in endoplasmic reticulum
Cellular component (GO): endoplasmic reticulum
Molecular function (GO): misfolded protein binding; protein-folding chaperone binding
Source: RefSeq, a predicted model, not a curated record
CUGUGAUACAUAGACAAUCAGAAGAAGAGCUAGACGUGGCUGCCAAGCUAUAACGUGUGACGUGUGUAACGCAUUAAAAUAAAAGAAUCGGCCUAGACGCUCAGUAACAACUGGUUAAGACGCCUACAAACACACCCACUCACACAUACACGCAUAAUGGCUUUGCCAUUGAGCGAUCUGCUGCUGCUUGGCAGCGGUGAAAAGAAAUUGGCUGCCUGCGUCCUGCUGCUGCUUGUGGAGCUCUUCAUGGAAGGCGCUGAUGCGGCAUCGGCGAGUCAGGCGGACAUCGACAACCAUCUGGAGCUAGGCAAAGACUUUCUGGCUCGCGGACAGCUUUCGGAUGCACUGACGCAUUAUCAUGCAGCUGUGGAGGGCGAUCCCAAUAAUUAUUUGACGCUCUUCAAGCGUGGCACCGUUUACCUUGCAUUGGGUAAGACACGAUUUGCCAUUCAGGACUUCAGCCGAGUGCUGGAGCUUAAACCGGACUUUACAGCAGCGCGUAGUCAGCGUGGUAUUGUGCACAUGAAGAGCGGAGACUAUGAUCACGCACUACAGGACUUUGAGCUUGUACUGCGGGAGGAACCGCAAAAUAGUCUUGUGCUUGAGCAUUAUGCAAGAGUGCGGCCAGCCAAGGAACAGUGGGAGCUGGUGCAGCGUCUGCUUAACAAUAAUGAUGAACAGAAUGCCAUAGGCAUGAUAACACAGUUGCUAGAGAUCUCACCCUGGUCAGUGACCUUUAGACAGGCCCGUUCUGACGCCUAUUUAAAGACAAAUGAUCCACUCUCGGCUAUUGCGGAUUUACGACAGGUUAAUCGAUUGUCGCAGGACAGCACGGAGGGACAUUAUAAUAUAGCACAGCUCUUAUAUAAUAUUGGACAUGCUACUAAUGCGCUAAAGGAGAUUCGCGAAUGCCUCAAGUUCGAUCCCGAGCACAAACUCUGCUUUCCAUUCUACAAGAAACUGCGCAAAGUAGAGAAACAGCUGGUGACAGCAGAGACCGCACGAGAGGAAAAACGGGCACCCGAGUGCAUAGUUGCUGCCGAAGCGGUCCUCAAACACGAGCCCGAGGAGACGAUGAUACGAUAUGAAGCGCACAAGCUGCUCUGCUCCUGCUACACCACAGACGAACAGUACGGCAAAGCGUUGUCGCACUGCAAGCAUGCGCUGGACAUUAUGAAAGAUGCACAGCUGUAUUGUGAUCGUGCCGAGGCCCUGAUGGGCAGUGAGAUGUAUGAUGAUGCCAUACACGACUAUCAGUCGGCGUUGGAAAUCGAUGAGAAUAAUUCACGGGCCAAGGAGGGCAUCCAGAAGGCCAAGAAACUGCAAAAGCAGGCGGAACGUCGAGAUUAUUACAAAAUUCUUGGCGUGAAACGCAAUGCCAGCAAACAGGAGAUUGUAAAGGCUUAUCGUAAGGCGGCACAGAAAUGGCAUCCGGACAAUUUCAAGGAUGAGGAGAAGAAGCUGGCAGAGAAGAAGUUCAUUGAUAUUGCAGCGGCCAAGGAAGUACUCACAGAUCCAGAGAAGCGUCGUCAGUUCGAUAACGGCGAAGACCCCCUGGACCCGGAGAGCAAUCAACAUGGUUUCCGAGGCGCAGAUCCAUUUGCACACUUCCAGCACGGUUCGCCGUUCCAGUUUAAGUUCCAUUUUAAUUAAACAGAGCUUAAAAAGAGCCAUUGUUGAGCCAGGGA